CAUUAUUUACCGUCGUCGGAGGGUUGUAAGACAAGCUGUGUCUCCCGCGUCGUCAACAUCAACUGUGUUUGAAGGAAGCUUAUGUUUACCUUUGUUAGCUGAACGUUUUAAAGCAGUUGCUUCAUCUCAUAAGCGAAGUAUAUUCAUCCAGUUGACGUGGAUAUAUGGACAUUUAAUUUCAAAGGUGAGACACGAUUUGUGAAGUCUGUGCAGGAGGUACGCUUAUGAGUAUCCUGCCCGGAGCUUCAUUGAGCAGUGUGACUGAUACAGUUAGAUAAUAUUCUCCUGUUGGCAUCACAUAAAGAAGAUACAGAUUGAAAGAUAGAGAAGAUGAGCUACAACUUUAGAGACCUUGCAAGCACGGAGGAGAUUGUACCAUCAGGACAGAAAGUGUUGAACAUUACUCUGGAAUCGGAGAUGCUAUCAAGCAGAUUUAGAAUUAAUAUUACUGACGAUGUUCAAGCGGUUAUAAAUAGGAAUCUAUCUGAAGCGGAGACCCCGCCAUGCACUCCCUUGACCCCAUUAAGCGCUUCUGGGAGUGAGGGGGACGUUUUCACAUUCUCCCCGCUUUCUGAAUCGGACGACCAGUGGUCAGGAUGCACCCCACACAAGACGAAGUUGCUUGACCACAAGUGUCCGAGAGCUCCCCGGAAACGACAAUCAACUUCAGACGCCGACAUCAGCAUCGAUGAACGACGACGUCGACGGCAGGCGGCCAACGCUCGUGAGAGGAGGAGGAUGGAGGGUUUGAAUGUAGCAUUCGAUCGUCUUCGUGCAGUUAUUCCCGCCAGCAGUGACGACAGCCAACUGUCCAAAUACGACACCCUCCAGAUGGCACAGACGUACAUUCAGACUCUCUCAGAUCUGCUGACCAAGGUUGAUAACUGAACACUGCACCUACAGUGUAAGGUCAUACACCCAAAACAAACUUUAAACCGACAGGUGCUCAUAUUGUGAAUUUUACUUUUUACUUUCAAAGUAUGAAAGAGUUUGAGGAACUGUAGACUUCUGAUGGUGCGUGAAAUAGAGACUUGCGAGCUUUUUUAACCUCUGGUGACUAUUCACAGACGCUUUGAUAGAGGGACAAAACUAUUUAAACUCUCUUUCAGACAGAUGAUCCAGCAUUAAAGGAAGAUGAUAUAACACGCUACGGUAGGCCAUGCUUUGUGUUUGUCUUCAACGACGGAUGGAGGUGCAGCGAGGUGACACAAACAUCUGUCCUCAUACUCAUCUUUUUCUGAAGAAGAGCGUGCCGGAAAUGACAAGUAGGUAAGAAGUGGCGCGUGCUUGCUGGAGAAAGCUGCUCGUGGCAAAGUGAUGGACGUACGCGAGAACACGGCGUUAUGCAUGACUGCAGUCUCAUCUAGAACCUCUUACACGACAAAGAUGCAUUGCAACGCUUACAACUGCUCUUUCUGUGUUGGAUAUGAAUGGAGUACCAGACCUUUAUGAGAGAAGAAACGACAUGUCCACUGAAAUGGAAUUGAAUUGCAUCAUUGACUUGAAAUCAUAGCCAAUUUACCAUCCUAGAGGCGAUAAGGUCGAAGGCUGCAGUGAUUUUAUGAAUGUCAGACUUGGAAGUUGAAACUCGUUGACCCUUCUUUGUGGUUUUGACACGACAAUUACACUUAUAUUUCUAUGUUCAUAUGUUCUUAUCAAAUCUAGCCAUCUCAACCCACCAGGGAUAUGUUUUGAUAACAUAUUGUCACGCUGUGACAGGUUGUACCUGUUAAUUCAACGUGACAACGAUGAUCCGCUGUGGUCCUAUCUUCAACCCUCCUCUACAGUACCCUGAAAAGCAAACCGACGGGGAAACAGAUUCUGCUCGCAUCUUAAGCGCACUUACAAUUGUAAUUGUGAUUUGAAGUGACAACUGUUAACCCCAAACCUACACCGAAACAGCUAUAAUGGUGUCUGAUUGGUUCGUCACGGAUGUCCUGUGUGACAACGAGUGUCAAUCAGGCGCGUGACAGGCUGUCGGUCACGUGAUGUCACGUGGCACAAACUAUGAACACUGUCGGAUGCAAAGCAUACAGGCGUGACUUGAUACGUUUUUUAUGUCGAAGUAGGGGUAAAUAGCUGUUAAUUUAUAAUUCGUUAUGCAAAAGGGAAACCCACUGAACGUGUGACAAAUACAUGUAAGAAUACUUCAACUGAAUGUUAUGACUGUCUUAUGUAUCACCGGCCAAUGGUUUUUCAUAGCUGAGUUUAUAUCUUAUGUCUCAAUAACAUAUUUUGUAAGAACAAUGAUGACACUGCCAGAUUAUUGAAAGUCUUGUAUGGACUCACUAUCCAUAUUGCUCAAUAUUAUAUUUUUGCUGAUGAUUUUA
Messenger RNA from Haliotis rufescens (red abalone), 2330 nucleotides. Its product is annotated as twist-related protein-like. Gene Ontology annotation, molecular function: protein dimerization activity. The record is from RefSeq and is a predicted model, not a curated record. The transcript has a single exon. Bases 331 to 888 code for a protein of 185 amino acids. NCBI's taxonomy places the organism in Eukaryota, Metazoa, Mollusca, Gastropoda, Lepetellida, Haliotidae.